Messenger RNA from Coniophora puteana RWD-64-598 SS2, 1706 nucleotides. RefSeq lists its product as uncharacterized. The record is from RefSeq and is a predicted model, not a curated record. Bases 260 to 1378 code for a protein of 372 amino acids. The transcript has a single exon. Lineage: Eukaryota; Fungi; Basidiomycota; Agaricomycetes; Boletales; Coniophoraceae.
CACACCGACGACGACGAUAGCUGGCAUCGCCCUCACCAUUUCCUUGCUUUUGCUUUCUGACUUUCAAAGCGACUUUUGACUCUGGCAGUGAUCCAGCGCACCGGCAGCAGCAUAUUGCAGUAGCACCAGUUGCUCUCCCACAUUCCUUUGAACAUUCCCAUUCCUUUUCAACCCUUUGCAGUCCUUAACUGUCUCGCUCGUGCUUGACGACCCUCAACCCCAUAUACAACCGAAACGUGCUCAUCGCCCACAAACACCCAUGAUGUCUGGCGUGGUCACGACCACCACGACCGCCACUCCGAUCGCCCCAGCUCAGGUCCAGGAGGCCCCGGCCCAGGCGCACGACUCCUCCCCCUCCCUAGUAUCAUUUCCUACGACUAUGACAGAAGACCCCUCCGAGACGGCGCCCUCCUCGCCCGAAUCCACCAACACGCUCGUCCCCACACCGACCCCCGACCCCUCCCUGCUCACCCCGUGCGCAGAGUCCGCAUCCACCACCUCCUCGCUCAAGUCAACGUCCACAUCCUACCCGUUCCCCGACGACGAAAAGCUGCACCCCGGGGCACGCGUGCGCGUGACGAGCAUCCGCUUCGCGCCGCUGCCCGCGACCGAGCCGUCCAAGAAGCGCGGUAACAUUGUUCCGCUGGGCGUGAACGCGCGCUCGAGGCGGCGGCGCGAGAACCAGGACGAUAGGGCGCCGAGUUUGUUUACACCCCCGCAGCAGCAGCAGCAGCAGAGGGUGUCGCUGUGGCAGAUCGACUUCGAGGACGAGGAGGACGAGGAUGAGGGUGAGGACGGCGAGCGUGGGGAGGAUCCGAUUGUGGUGUUUGGGAGGAUGCUUAAGGAGACGAGUGUGGGGCUGUGGAAGCGUGUGUCGCCGCGGCGGAAGGGUGAGCGGGUGCAGCAGCAGCUCCAGCUCGAGCAGGAGAAGGACGGCGGGAAGGACCAUGGGGCGGUGGUGGAUAUACGCCGUGCGGAGGACGAGGACGCGGCGCCGGAGAAGGAGGAGGGAGAGAAGGAUUUCGGUGUGGUCACGAUCACGGAGAGGGAGAGCAUGCCGGUGCUGCCUCUGCUCGAUGUCGGCAGCGAGAAGUCGCUAUCCGAGUCGGCGUCAGCAGCGGAGUCGGACGAACAAAGCUUGCAGGAAGAGGCGGCGAAGGACACCGACGAGCAACGACAACUCGAAGAAGACAAGGCGCGCCUCGAGCUCAAGCGCCGCCAGUCGUGUCCGGACGGUGGUUCACGUUCAAGCUCGCCUGAGCUUGGCUCCAAGCGUCGCAAAUCCUGGUCAGCCUCUUCUGGAGACGCACCUCCCAUCCCGAUCAUGCCUCUCCCGCCACUUCCGCCGCUCCCUGUGUUGACUUUUCCAGAUUUUUAGAUUUUCGUACCUACCUUUGCGUCCUCGAGCGCCAUACGUACGCGGUUUCGAUUACCUUUACCUCUUUAGUUCUUUGUCACUGCUACGCAUAACUUCAAGUAGCGGUGUGUACUUAGCUUGCCGGUCUAGCCUUGAUAUUUCCGUAUGAUCGCACCGUAAAGUGCGGUUACUUUUCUUUGGCGCAUCGCCCUUGUGCUUUUCUUAGCUGCACUUUUGUUUAUAGGGGUUUUUCUUGCCACUUUAUGCGGCCGUUGCCCGCCGCACCGCUGCUGUUGUCUGAGUCCGUUGCUAUACAUUGCCUUCAAUUCAAGUUGGCUCAAAUUAUCGG